Molecule: messenger RNA, 15004 nt
Organism: Gadus morhua (Atlantic cod)
Lineage: Eukaryota; Metazoa; Chordata; Actinopteri; Gadiformes; Gadidae
Gene: fndc7b
Product: fibronectin type III domain containing 7b
Exons: 59
Coding region: 21-14357 (4778 amino acids)
Molecular function (GO): protein binding
Source: RefSeq, a predicted model, not a curated record
CUCACCUGUAUACUAAACGAAUGGUGAUCCAGCAGUCAAUGUCAAAGAUGGGAUUGGUGGGAGCUAUAGGGGUUUCUUUGAUAUUCCUAUCGCUAACUCAGAUACCAUUUACUCAUGCAGAAGGACCAUGCAUAAUCACAUCAGUGAGUUCUCAAAGCCCUUCAACGCUUCAUGUAAAAUGGGAUCAUUAUCUCGGGGCAACAAAUUAUUUUUUGGACAUACGAGUUAUCAACUCGACAGACAUUGCACCUGUUGUGUUGACGUUACCGGGGUCCACCAAAGAAACGGACGUUCACGGUUUACGGCCAGGAGCCCACUACAGCGUGACCCUUAAAGUCUUCCAAUAUUACUUUGUAGUAUGCCACGUUACGCAAGAGGCGUCCACAGUGCCCGCAACCUCCCAGAUAAUAUACCGGAGGGCACUGACCAGUACAAGCGUUCGGCUAGAGUGGGCACGUGUCCCGACCACGGACACAUACAUCGUCUUGAUGGAAGGACAGGCUGGACAGAAUCACCAAAUGAUUUUGAGAAAUACCAGCGUGGUAUUCACCGGACUGGAGCCCAGGACAGUGUACAACUGCUCCGUAUUCACCGAGAACGAGGCCGGCAGGGGGCUUCGGAGCGCUCUGAAACCCAUCUUGACACUUGCGCCACCCCCAAACGAUAUCGUCGUGCGGCAGAACGGCCGCCAGAGAGCCCGAGUGUCGUGGCAGCCAGUGGAUCGCGUUCUGCUGUAUCGAGUCACAAUCCGGAACCAAGACCAGCCAAACAGUGAACCAAUGGUGGCAAACGCAACGGCUCCCUAUCUGGACUUUGACACCCUGUUAUGUACCACCUAUGACAUCUCUGUGUCCUCGUUCCACCGAUUCCUGCUGCCCGGAGAGCCCAACGAUGUCUCAUUCACCAGCGACGCCCCCAGUGCCGCCAGCGGUGUGGUGGUGGACUACAGAUGUUCCAGCAACACGGCGGUGGUCUCCUGGGUUCCCGUGGUUGGAGCCGACUCCUACCGGGCCACGGCGACCCACAACGGCACGGUGAAGUCCUGCCUCAGCCGGGGCUCCCAGUGCCAGAUCGAGGGGAUGGCCUGCGGCCAGAGCUAUGUGGUGUCCGUCAUCACCAUCGCCGGGGACUGCGAGAGCCACGGAAACUCAACCACCAACUUUCAGACCGUGUCCUGUGCUCCGGAUAAUCUACAACUGUACAGAGAGUGUUCCAUCAAUCUCAUCAGCUUAUCCUGGGAUCGGGUCAAUCACACAGAUCACUACAUAGCGACGCUGGUGGACUCAAUGGGAGAGAUCCAGCACUGCAUGACGGCUGGUACCGACUGCAUCUUCACGAGGACGACAUGUGGGCGGAGCUACAACUUCACAGUCUCCUCCGUCACCGGAGACUGCUCCAGCCAGUCUAGUCCCCCCUCUUUUAUUAGGACAGCACCCUGCAACCCCAAAACCUUCACCACCAGUUCCAGCUGCCAUUCGGACCAAGUGCUGGUCACAUGGGAGCCAGCGGCCGGAGCCUUCUACUACGAGGUGAUCGCCCUCGGCAACCAGGGCCCAAACGACCUCCGAAACUGCAGCUCCACCGGCACCAACUGCACCAUGCACGGCAUCCAGUGUGGCCAGCAUCUGACCACCAGCCUGACCGCCUUCGACGACGAGUGUGCCAGCAGAACCCUCGUGAACACCGUGUCUGAAACUGGCCCGUGCGUUCCCCAAAACGUCUCGGCCACCAUGGACUGCGGCGCCGACUCCGUCACGCUGAGCUGGGAGGAGGCGCCCGGCGCGAUGUUCUACACCGGCCUGGCGGUGGACGCGGCGGGCCGCAGGAGCGUCUGCCAUACCCUCGGCACGUCCUGCCGGGUCGAGGGGCUGCGGUGCAGCACCGCCUACACCGCCUCCGUCGUCUCCUCCAACUCCCGCUGCAACAGCUCCGAGAGCGCCAGGGUCACCGUGGAGACGGCCUCGUGUCCCCCAGACAGCGUCGUCGCCACCUUGGACUGCGGGGCCAACCAGGCGCUGGUCUCCUGGGGCAGCCGGCCCGACACGGGCUCCUACACGGCCACGCUGGCGGACCCGGAGGGCCGCCUGCGCAGCUGCAGCACCACCCAGCACCGCUGCACCGUCACCAGCCUGCGCUGCGGCCAGCGUUACACAGUGUCCGUCAACCAGCACGACGGCGUCUGCCCCAGCAUGCCGUCCAGCCCCGUCAGCAUGGACUCCGUUGCGUGCGGUCCGAUGGACGUGAACGCCAGUGUGAGCUGCGCCUCGGGGACCCUGGAGGUGGGCUGGAGCGCGACCCCGGGGGCCGACCGCUACACGGCCGCCCUGACCCGGGGCGACGGCCAGACGCUGUACUGCAACGCCAGCGCCCCGCCGUGCAGCAUCGAGACGUCGGACUGCGGGCAGGAGUACAGCGUGGAGGUGAUGUCGUACAGCGGAACCUGCAGGAGUUUCCCCAGCAACACGUCCGUCGUCAGGGAAGCACCCUGCGUCCCCACUGACCUGGUGGUCGAGAGGAUCUGCGGCAACAGCAGCGCCGACGUGAGCUGGCGGGCGAGCCGCGGCGCCCUGCGCUACGACGUGAUGGUGGCGGCGGCGGGCGGCGGCGGGGAGCGUCUGGGCUGCUCCUCCAGCGGCAGUACCGCCUGCCGCCUGCAGGGCCUGACCUGCGGCCGGAUCUACAACGUCAGCGUGGUCGCCGUGGGCGACGGCUGCUCCAGCCGGAGCGAGGCGGUGGCUGUCCGUUCAGCGCCCUGCCGCCCCUCCCAGCUGACGGUGCGUAUGGACUGCCUCACCAACGACGCCCUGCUGACCUGGGACCCCAGCGCCACCGCCACCUCCUACUCGGCCCAGGCCACGGGCCCCGGGGGCCAGGAGCUGAGCUGCGGCCCGGAGCCCCGGUCCGCCUGCCUGCUGACGGGCCUGCGCUGCGGCCAGCGCUACGCCUUCACCGCCACCGCCGCCGACGGCCGCUGCCCGGGCGUCGACAGCCUGCCCCUGGAGCAGAUCACUGCCCCCUGCGUCCCCACCGGUGUGCUCUCCGCCGUGGACUGUAGCAGCAACGCGCUGGCCGUGAGCUGGACGCCCUUCUCCAUCCCGGUGAACUACAGCGUCACGGCCGUCGACCGGACCGGGGGCUCCGCCUCCCUCUCCUGCUCCUCCGUCGGCGGCGGCGGCGGCUGUGUGGUGGCCGGCCUGCUCUGCGGCCAGCAGUACUCCGUGACGGUCCGGGCCCAGGGAGACCCGUGCCCCGGCCCCAGCAGCGCAGCGCAGUCGGUCCGCUCCGUGCCCUGCGCCCCCGCCAGCCUGCGCCGCGUGAUGGACUGCCCGUCCAAUACGGUGCAGGCGUCCUGGGACCCCGCCCCCGGCGCCCUCAGCUACGUCUCCACGGUGACCGAUGCCCACAACGACUCCGCCUCCUGCUCCACGUCCUUCCACGGCUGCUCCUUCCCCGGCCUGACGUGUGCCCGGACGUACAGCUUCUCUGUGGUCGCCCUCGGCAACCAGUGCAACAGCUCCGUGAGCCACGGGGCUGCCGUCGCCACCGCUCCAUGUGACCCAGAGAACGUGCAGGCCAGCCUGGACUGUAACACUGGCGUUGCCAUGGUGACCUGGACGGCCGGCCCUGGUAGCGUCCCCUACUACACGGUCGUGGCCUCGGCCGGCGGGCAGCCUGAGCACAGCGUCCAGACCAACGUCACGUCCUGCGGUCUGGACCAGCUGCGCUGUGGAGCGGAGUACACCGUGGUGGUGCUGGCCGGGGACGGGAGCUGCAACAGCAGCAUCUACGCCUCCACCACCGUGACCACUGCGCCGUGCGCGCCCCAGAUCCUGAGCCACGAGAUGCUGCUGAACUGCUCCAGCACCCGGGCCCUGGUCGCCUGGGCGCCGGACGCCCACGCCACCUCCUUCUCCGUCAGCGCCACGACCGCCGGGGCCGCCCCGGCCAACUGCUCCUCCUCCAGCUCCUCCAGCUGUGUCCUGGACGGACUGUCCUGUGGGAGGCGCUACGUUGGCGAGGCCGUGGCCCUGGGGGACCGAUGCCCCAGUGCCCCCAGCACCUCGUUUGAGAUCCUUACAGCCCCUUGCAGCCCGACCAACGUGGUGCCCUCGUACACCUGCGGCUCCAGCAUGGCUCUGCUCCGCUGGGACGAGGCGCGCGGCCGGGAGAGCUUCUGCGCCACCGCCCGCGCAGGAGAGCACACCGACUCCUGCACGUCCGCCGAGACCCACUGCUCGCUGCUGUCGCUGCUCUGCGGUCGGCUGUACGAGGUCAGCGUGGACGCGGUGGCCGCGCACUGCAACAGCAGCCGAUCAGGAGACGCGGUGAUCCAGACAGCCCCCUGCGCCCCCCAGAACGUCAGCGCCUCCCUGGAGUGCAGCGGCAACACCGGGCGGGUGAGCUGGCUCGCCAGCGGGGGGGCGACGCGCUACGACGUGCAGGCGCUCGGCCGGGACGGGGACAGCGUCAACUGCACCACCAACACCACCACCUGCAGCCUACCCGGCAUGCACUGCGCCGUCACCUACACGCUCACCGUCACGCCAUACUCCGACACGUGCAGAGGCUUCGCCAGCAGCCCGAUCCUGUACAUCGCAGGCCCCUGCCCCCCCCUCGGUGUGGCGGUCUCCCUGACGUGUCAGGGCAACGUGGGCACGGUGAGCUGGCAGCCCGCCGUGCUGGCCGACUCCUACCAGGCCUGGGCCACCGGGCACGGACACGCCCACACGUGCAACGCCACCGCCGGCGCCACCCAGUGCUCCUUCACCGACCUCCACUGCGGCGAGACCAACGCCGUCACCGUGGCGACCACGGAGCGCGGCUGCCAGAGCGCGCCCAGUGCGCCUGUGUCGCUGGAUUCAGCCCUCUGCCCGCCCACCGGUCUCAGUGGCGCGGCCUCCUGCCUACUAGACGUCAUCCAGGUGAGCUGGGACCCCAGCCCGGUGAGCAGUGUACUGUAUAACCUUCACAGCGGGGGUGGCGUUACCCCCCUCCCCGGGACGUCCUACACGACCGGCCUGCUGCCGUGCGGGGUGAACGUCAGCUUCGCGGUCUCCGCCCAGGACCCCAUCUGUACCUCCGCCCUCAGCGAGACCCUCACGGUGGCCGCAGUUCCCUGCGCGCCCUCUCACCUGAACGCCAGCACCCAGUGUGGCACCCAGAUGGGCCUGCUGACCUGGCGCGCCGGCGUGGGCGCCACGGGCUACGUGGCCACGGCGACCGGGGACAACGGCCACGUCUCUUCCUGUUCCUCCAACGGCACUUCCUGCUCCGUGUGGCUGGAGUGCGGACAGGGCUACACGGCCGCCGUGUUGUCGUCGACCUCCGACUGCAACAGCAGCACUGCGGCCACGGUCGACUUCACCUCAGCUCCCUGUCUACCCACUAACAUCGAGGCUGUGUUGGACUGCAGCAGCAACUCGUUUACGUUGCGGUGGGACGCCAGGGCGGGCUCGUCGGUCUCCUACAUGGCCGUCGCCAUCGGCACUGACGGGUCCCGCCUCGGCUGCCACACCUCCUCCACGGAGUGCCCCGUCACCGGGCUGAGCUGCGGCGUCUCCUACGGCAUCACCGUCAUCCCGUCCACCGCCAACUGCGGCAGCAUCGACUCCGCCGACUACCACAUCCAGUCAGCCCCCUGCCCGCCCCAGAGUGCCUCCGUCGUGCUGGAGUGCAGCACCAACGUGGCGACGGUGAGCUGGAGCGGCACUGGCCCCGCCCAGGAUCAGGUGGUCACGGCGGUGGACACCCGAGGCAACGUCGCGCUCUGCUCCACCCCGGGCACCAACUGCACCUUCGGCCAGCUGAGCUGCGGGGAAACCUACGCCCUGACGGUGGUGGGCCACAGCCCGACCUGCCAGAGCAAUACCAGCGCCGCCCUAAGCCUCCACUCUGCCCCCUGUGUGCCCACCCACCCCGCAGUCACCUUGGACUGUAACACCAACAUCGCCGUGGUAACCUGGGACUCCGCACGCGGUGCCGUGUCCUACACCGUCUCCGCCCGGGGCGGCCUCGGCCACAACAGCGCCUGCCCCAACGCCGACACCACGUGUGCCUUCAGCGACCUGCUCUGCGGCCAGGACUACAGCCUGACGGUGGUCGCACACAACCCGGACCACUGCCACAGCGCGCCGAGCGAGAACACCACCACCACCACAGUGCCUUGCCGCCAGAGCGGCCUGAGCGCCUCCCUGCAGUGCAGCACCAACACGGCGGUGGUCUCCUGGACCCCCGCCGUCGGCAUCCUGACCUACAACUCCUCGGCGGAGGCCAUAGACGUCACGGACACCCGGAGCUGCGCCACCAGCGGGCCGGGCUGUAACAUCAGCUCCCUGCUCUGCGGGGAGAGGUACCGGGUCGUGGUCAGCGGGCAGGGGCGCACCUGCCCCAGUCCCGCCGUGGACUGGAGGCAGAUCACUACAGCCCCCUGCGAGCCCACACUGCUGAGCGUGGUGUCGUCCUGCGACUCGGACAGCAUCGCCGUCUCCUGGCGCCCGUCCCAGGGCUCGGACAACUACCGCGUGGUCGCCGAGGCCCCCGACGGCUCCACCCUGAACUGCACCACCGGCGCCACCGACUGCCGGAUCGCGGGCCUCCGCUGCGGCCAGCGCUACAGCGUGUACGUGGUGGGCGUGAACGCAGGCUGCCCCGGGGAACGGAGCCACGCGACCACGCUGCAGACCGCCCCCUGCGUGCCGCGCAGCGUGGUCACCGAGCUGGACUGCCGGGCGGGGAGCCUCAACGUCACGUGGCAACGGAGCAGCGACGCCCGGGGCUACGUCGCCACGGUGACCCGCGUCCGCACGGGCCACCCGACGUCGUGUAACACCACGGAGACCCACUGCCUGGCCGCCGGCCUGGAGUGCGGCGCGGACUACAACGUCACCGUGCUGGCCUACGACCACGCCUGCAGCAGCGCCGCCAGCCCGGUGCAGCUCGUUGCCACGGCUCCCUGCCCCCCGCUCCUCUUCGACACGCCGGUGGACUGCGGCACCAACGUGGUCUCCGUCUCCUGGAACGGCAGCGCGGCCGGGACGCUGUACACCGCCACGGCGCUCGGCUCGGACGGCCAGCGGCACAACUGCACCGGGCGCACCGGCUGCUCCCUCAGCACCCUGGGGUGUGCCACGGAGUACAACGUCUCCAUCACACCCGCCAGAGGGGCCUGCAUGGGGUCUCAGAGCCCCACGCAGCUCGUCAGAACAGCCCCCUGUGUGCCCCGGCUGAGGGACGUGGAGAUGGACUGCCUGUCCGAAUCAGCCUGGGUGAAGUGGGAGGAUCCCGUCCGCAACCUGGGCCAGAACUACACCGUCACGUCCACAGACCAGCUGGGCCAAGUCGAGAGGUUUGAGUGUUCCGACACGCUUGGUCUUGUUUGGUGCGCAGUACCAAACAUGACCUGCGGGCGGCACCUCAACUUCACCCUCACGGCCAGCGACCAGCAGUGCCCCAGUGGGCCCAGCAACAUGAUCAUGACCGAGACCGCCCCCUGCCCGCCCCUGCACGUGAGAGCGGCGGUGGGCUGUGAGAACCGCACGGCGAGCGUGUCCUGGCGGCCCAGCCCCGACGCGCUGACGUACACCGCCACCCUGGAGCACGCGGACGGCCAGACCACCUGCUGCACCACGGCCGGCACCGGCUGCGACAUCGCCGAGCUGCCCUGCGGAAACAUGUUCGUGCUGCUGGUCACCGCCGAGGGGAGGACCUGCAACAGCUCCCAGAGCCCCGGCAGCAUCAUCAGGACAGAGCCUUGCAUCCCGCUGAACCUGCGCGCGGACCUGAGCUGCAGCAGCAACGUGGCGUCCAUCCGGUGGGACCUCAGCCAGGGGGGACAGCAGUACCGCGUGGAGGCCCGGAACGGCCAGGGCCACCUCGUGGACGAGUGCCGGAACUACGAUGACAACUGCGAGCUGACGCGCCUGGCGUGCGGACAGCUGUACGCGGUCACGGUGGCGGCCGAGAACAGCGACUGCACCAGCGCGCCCAGCGACAGCGUGGAGAUCAGAACCGCACCCUGUACCCCGGCCAACGCAUCCGCCGCCGUGGACUGCGUGGACAACGCGUUGACGGUGAGCUGGAGCCAGAGCUCCGGCGCCGACUCCUACAGGGCCACCAUCAUGGACGCCAACGGCCAGAACAGCAGCUGCGUGGCCAUGGCGGCGGGGAACUGCAGCCUGAGCGGGCUCAGCUGUGGAAAGAUGUACCGCGUCUCGGUGGUCGCCUCCGACGGGGUCUGUGACAGCCCGCCCACCGACGUCAUGGAAACACACUCGGCGCCCUGUGAGCCCGGCAGCGUCGAGGCGCUGAUGGACUGCGCCUCUCAGACAGCCCUGCUGUCCUGGGGCCGGGCUGCGGGGGCGGUGGGCUACACGGUGACCGCCAGCCCCGUCUUCCUGGGCGACGCCGUCACCCGCAACACCAGCGCGACCAUGGUGGCCAUGGAGGGGCUGCAGUGCGGACAGGCGUACUUCGUCUUCGUGAAGACCCAGGGGGGCACCUGCGACAGCGGCUUGGUGCACAUGAGUGGACUGCUGCUGACCCAGCCGUGCGUGGCCAGCCACAUCUACACGACCUACACCUUGGGCAUCGGCCAGGUGUCUUGGGACCUCGCUGCCGGGGCCGACCGCUACACGGCCCGCGCCGUGACCAGCGAGGGCGCGGCCGUCUCGUGCGACACAAUCGACACGAACUGUGACAUGCAGGGCUUAAACUGCAGCCAGCUGUAUAACGUGAGCGUGCAAGCACACAACAGCGCCUGCAACGACAGUGUGGUGUCCCUGGAGCCGGAGGUCAUCCAGACAGAGCCCUGUGCGCCCUACGGCGUGCUCACCAGGGUGGAGUGCGACGCCGACACCGCCACGGUGAGCUGGGAGAGCAGUCAGGGAGCGCUGAGCUACGUGGUCAACAUGGCGGGCCGCAACGGCCACUCCCUGUCCUGCCACACCUUCACCACCUCCUGCACCCUGGACGGCGUGCACUGUGGCACCGUGUACUACGCCUCGGUGGUGGCCCUGGGGGACCGGCAGAACAGCUCCGGCUUCAACACCGUCGUGAUGGCGUCAGCUCCGUGCGCGGCGGCGCAGCUGGAGGUGGAGGUGAACUGUCUCAACGACACGGCGGCGGUCAGCUGGGUCCCGGCGCUCGGAGCCGUCUCCUACACGGCGACCGCCACCGCCGCCGACGGCCACCGGCAGGAGUGCGAGUCGCAGGGCGCCUCCUGCCUGCUGACGGAGCUUCAGUGCGGCCAGGUGUACAGCCUGGUCCUCAGAGCCAUCAACGAACAAUGCCAAACCCUGAGCACAGAGGACGUCACCUUCAGCACACGCCCCUGCCCCCCACAGCGUCUGGGGGUGGACCUGCUGCGUGGGGCCAGCUCCGCCCGGCUGCACUGGGAGCAGCAGCCCGGCGUGGUGAACUACACGGCCACGGCCAACUGCUCUGAUCACGCAGAGGUCACAGAGUGCGUCUCCACCGACGGCACCACCUGCGAGUUCAGCGCGCUGCACUGUGGCGAGAGCUACCAGUUCUCCGUGGUCGCCCACACCAGCAUGUGUCCCAGUGAGGUCAGCGGCACGGUGGAGAUACAGACAGAGCUGUGUCAGGUGAGCCUGAGUGUGAACGGGUCGUGUGACAGCGAGACGCUGAUGAUGAACUGGACGGAGGCCACCGGCGCCCUGAGCUACCUGAUCACCGCCGAAGGAGACCUGGGUUGGGUCAGAUACUUCCAGACCAAUGACACCAUGCUGGAGGUGGAGCUGCUGUGCGGACAGAGCUACACCUUCACCGCGCGAGCGCAGGGGCAAAGCGGAGACGGCCCUGUCAGCGCUCCGGCCCAUUUCAUCGCAGCCCCGUGCGCGCCCCACGACGUUGAGGCCUUCGUGCAGUGCGAGGACCACCUCGGCUCGGUCAGCUGGGCCCUCAGCGACGGCGCCGACACCUACACGGCCGUGGCCAUCGCGGAGGACGGCCACACCCACAUUUGCUUCUCCCACAACAGCACCUGCACCUUUGACGACCUGCACUGCGGCGAGCACUACCAGGUGCACGUGGUGGCCCACGACCACGUGUGCCCCAGCGCGCCCAGCAACAGCACGUCCAUACGCAUGGCGCCCUGCAUCCCCACGGGCCUGCAGGCGACCCUGGACUGCUCCGUCAGGGUGGCCACGCUGACCUGGGACCGCAGCGAGGGCGCCGUCGUCUACAACGUCACCGCGGAGACCAGCGGCGGCCAUGUCCUGAGCGCCGGCACCGCGGGCACAGUGGCGCAGUUCUCCGACCUCCAGUGUGGCCAGACGUACUUCCUGUCCGUACAGGCGGUGGAAUCUGUGUGCCGGAGUGUCCGCAGCCCGGCCAUCACCCUGGAGUCAGCCCCCUGCCCCCCCACCAACGUCAACAGCUCCAUGGACUGCCUCUCCAACAUCGCCGUGGUGACGUGGAGCGCGUCGGCCGGGGCCGAGUUCUACACGGCGGCCGUGACGGACUGGCAGGGCGGGGAGACCUGCAUGUCCUCCUCGGAGCAGUGCGGCAUGCCCAACCUGGACUGUGGGCAGAACUACACCGUCACCGUCACCGCCCUGCGGCAGAACUGCCCCUCGGAGCCCAGCGCCUCGAGCACCCUGCAGUCAGUACCCUGCCUCCCCAGCGGGGUGGACAUCGUGAUGAACUGCUCCGCCCAGGAGGCUGCAGUGUCCUGGAGCCCCAGCCAGGGGGCGCUGUCCUACGCCGUGUCGGCCAUGAGCGCGCUCGGGGAGAUGUCGAGGUGCGCCAGCACCGGCCCCGGCUGCACGCUGACCAACCUCACCUGCGGGCAGUCGUACCGCGUCCAGGUGUUGGCCCUGGACAACAUCUGCUCCAGCCUUCCCAGCCGGGUGGCCGUGUUCAGCACAGAGCCCUGCCGGCCUGUGAUCACGUCCACGGUGCUGGACUGCUACACCGACACGGCGCUGGUGGAGUGGACGCGCUCGGGGGGCGCGCUCUCCUACACGACGACGGCGCGCUCGGACGGCAACCACGUGGUCACCUGCACCACCAACUACACCAACUGUGAGCUCGGACCUCUGGAGUGCAGCCAGACGUACACGCUGAGCACCGUGGCCUCGGGCGACACGUGCAACAGCGAUGUCAGCGGCAGCGUGCAGCUCCCCUCCGUGCCCUGCCCCCCGUCGGCGGUGGUGAUGGAGGAGGUCUGCUCGGCCCACAUGGCUCACGUGAGGUGGGACCCGGUGGUGGGUGCGGACUCGUACCUGGUGCAGGCCUUUGGCGUCGAGGAGCACUUCGUCCAGUGCGCGAGCGUCUCCGGGGCGUGCACGCUGCGCGACCUGCUGUGUGGCUUCACCUACAACGUCACCGUGCUCGCCGUCAACAGCGUGUGCAACGUGUCUGAGAGCGCCGUCUCCGUGUUGCCGGCAGAGCCCUGCGCCCCCAAUAUGGUGCAGGCCGCCCUGGACUGUGAGUCGGGGGCCGUGGCGGUCUCCUGGGAGGCCAGCCAGGGGGCCCUCUCCUACACCGCGGUCGCCCAGGGCAACGGUUUCCCCGAGCCAUGCAACACCACGGGCACCACGUGUCAGUUCAGCGCCCUGCCGUGCGGCCUGUCCUACAGCGUCUUUGUGAGGGCGAUCGGCGAGGACUGCAGCAGUGCAGAUAGCACGGCGGUGCAGAUCGACUCAGUACCGUGUGAGCCCCAGCAGGUGGCAGCAGUGAUGGAGUGCAGCAAUGACACCGGCCUGGUGUCAUGGGAACAGGCAGAGGGCGGGCUCCCGUACCAGGUCCGUGCGUUCGGCGCCGACGGCCAUGAAGUCGUGUGUAGCAGCGCCGGCGACGGCUGUGAGCUACCCAGCAUGCACUGCGGCCAGCUCUACAACCUGACAGUGACGGCGCUGGACGGACAGUGUGACAACGUCAGAGCCAACCUCAACCUGCAGUCUGUUCCCUGCAGGCCCACCAACGUGCGCACCUCGAUGCCGCCGUGCCCCUUCACCCAGGCCUCGGUGGCCUGGGAGCACGCCAGGGGGGCUCAGACCUACGCUGUCCAGGCCGGCUGGGGCGUCUCCUGUAACGCCACGACCGCCACCAGCUGCCCGCUGGGGGACCUGCUCUGUGGGCACACGUACAACGUCAGCGUGGUGGCCGCCGACGGCGUCUGCAGCAGCCCGGAGAGCGCGGGGGCUCAGCUCAGCACAGCCCCGUGCCCUCCCCAGGACGUGUCUCUGUCCAUGGAAUGCGAGGCAGGUAUCCUGACGGUGUCGUGGGCCCCUGACCCGGACGCAGACGCCUUCGUGGCCACGUUGGUGAGCGACACCUCGGCGCGUCACACCUGCGUCUCCGCCGGGACCGCCUGCUCCGUGGCGGGCCUGCCCUGCGGCCAGCGCUACACCGUCUCCGUGGUGGCGGCGAGGGGGGGCUGCGAGAGCGAGCCCAGCGCCCCCCUGGAGAUCUCCUCAGCACCGUGCGUGCCCCGGAACCCGGAGGGCCGGCUGGACUGCGUCACCAACUCCGCCUGGGUGUCCUGGGACAACACGGGAGGCGCCCUGCGCUACACGGCGCUGACGGAGGCGCUGACCGGGGACCACAACAGCAGCUGCACCGCCCUGCCGUCCGCCGGCUCCUGCGGCAUCCCGCACCUCAAGUGCGGCACGGAGUACGUCUUCCGCGUGGUGGGGGCCAACGACGUCUGCAUGGGGGGCUACAGCAACAACUUCACGCUGGAAACAGCCCCGUGCUCGCUGGAGAACAUCACGGCCGUCCACGAAUGCGGCAGCAACCGGAUCCUGGUGAGCUGGGAGAACACGCCGGGCUCGCCGCAGUACGUGGUGACGGCCGAGGGCCCCGACCAGUGGCCCAUCUCCUGCAACAGCACCUUCAGCUCCUGCGAGCUGCAGGGCGCCGCCUGCGGCACGCAGUACACCGUCAUGGUGUCGGCCUCCUCCGACAAGUGCAGCAGCCUCCGCAGCCCGCCGAUGGACGUCACCACGGCGCCCUGUGUUCCCCGGAGCGUGGUGGUGGGCCGGUCCUGCGAGGAGGACGGGGCGGUGGUUUCCUGGUCGCCGUCCCCCAUGGUGACCUCCUUCCUGCUGACGGCCACCGGCGCCUCCGGAGACGUGCGGACGUGUGAGACGGCGGAUGCCAACUGCACGCUGGCCCGGCUGCCGUGCGGAGAGGCGUACACGGUCAACAUCACGGCCAGCGACGGCAACUGCACCAGCGAGCCCAGCGUCGACGUCUUCUUCCAAACAAUGCCGUGCCAGCCCACCCAGCUGUCCGUGGAAUACCAGUGUGAGGCCAACGAGUCGGUGGUGUCCUGGACGCCCAGCGAGGGCAGCCUGCAGUACCACCUCUACGCCAGCCCGGAGCUGGGGGGCGCCCCGAUGGUGUGCAGCACCCCUCACACGUCCUGCCGCAUGGCGCUGGAGUGCGGCAGCGUCUACAACCUGUCUGUGGUGGCGUCGGACGGCCUCUGCAACAGCUCCUUCAGCGCCCCUCUCCGCUUCGGGGCGGCCCCCUGCGCCCCAGACAGCGUGAGGGUCCGCGUGCGGCUGAUCGACGGCAUGCAGUUGGCCAUGGCCACCUGGCCGGCCGUGGCGUGCCCCGCCCCGGUGAAGUACCUGGUGUCUCUGGAGGGCCGCAUCCAGGACGACCCACGGGCCCGGGUGGACCUGUGGUCCUACCCCACGGACCGGCUGUACUACGAGUUCCCCGUGCCCUGCAGCACGGUCUUCAACCUCACCGUGCGCUCGGUGAACGGGGGCGGGGUCAGCGUGGCCGGCCCGCACUUCCACGGCCUCACGGCGCCUUGCCCUCCUGCUGAUGUGCGGUACAGCAUAGAGUUGUUCGACCGGAUCACGGUGGUCUGGGACGAGUCCGUGUUUGCCACGGGGUACACUGUGUACAGCAGUUCGGGGGCGAUUUGCAACACCAGCACAGUGUUCUGCCAGUUCCUCGAGGCAGACCCAGACAGCCUGUGGGUGACGGCGAGCAACGCAGUGGGAGAGAGCGAGCCCAGCAGCAACAUCACGGGGCCAGUGUUCGUUCGUGGAAGACGGGAUCUACGGAGUAAUGAGGUGGCAGCCGGGAGUCUGAGCGCGCUCAGCACCCCCGGCUCGGUGCGGCUGGAGGCGCGGCCCGCGGCCUCGCUGUACGUGGCGUGGACGGCCGUGCAGGACGCCACCCUGUACACGGUCAUCGUGAAGCAGCCCAGCGCCGCGCGGCCCGCCCUGGUCACCACCGUGGACACCGAGUUCACCACGGUGGACGGACUGGAGCCCCUCACCCGCUACUGCGUCACCCUAGCGGCCAAGAACGCCCUCGGCCAGAGCCCCUACUCCACGCCCCAGUGCCUCGCCACCGGGGCUCCAGAAUGAUGCACCCCCUGACCCCCCCCUCACCCACCCACCCUAGCCCUGUGGACAUUGGACUGACGCCAGUGACAUGUUUAAUGUCUCCCCCGUUUUUACUGGUUGAGAGUAGAUGGAUGAAAAUUAGGAGAAAAACAUUGAUUGGCAAAAGUAUGAAUAAGGAUAAUAUUAUGGCUUCUUAAAAAGGAUUAGUAUUUCUUUGAAAACCUAAGGCACCAAAAAUAGCUGUUACGGUUUUCUCUUUGUAUGGUCUAACUUAAUGAGUUAAUGAGAAAUCAAAGAGUCUUCUUUUUAGCAAUAGGUUCUGUUUAUUUCCUCAUGUAGAAUCAUUCGGCAAUUAGUUCUCUUAAGAAGGUUUUGCUGAAAUGAUAUUUAUCGCAAAUGGUAAUAUAUUUUUUGACAUGGGCAAAAAUUAUUACUUUCUGUGCAUCUUAGUUCUCCAGCUGAUUGUUCAAUCAAAUACUGUACACAGAGUGACAGAAAAGCUAAUGAAAGCAAAUACAUCGGUAAUUUAUCAAGAUUUUUUUUUAAACCAUACUGUGUAUUAUAUCUGAUGUACUAUAAUAUAUAUGUAUUCUCUCAUUUUAUGAACAGAGCUGUCUAAAUGGCUACCUGGUUGCCUGGAAAUAAUAAAUAAAAAGUCUCUUGCUGCA